AUGUCGACUAUUCCAGAGUACCCAGGGGUUCAGCUCGUUCAGCAGUCGUUCCCAAGGGUCUCGGCUCUAUUGGUGAAGUAUGCCAGUCGGAAGAUCAACACUAAGCUGGCAGCGCUGGGGGCUCAUCUAUGCGCCUUCGCGGAGGAGACGUCUUCCUUUUCUGACGGCAUCAAGAGAGCCCUGGAGAGAGAUCGGAGAAUCGACAGGCUCUUGUCUCAAGUCGAGCAAGUUAUCUGUUUCCAAGACACAUCUGUACAAACGAUCGCCAAGUAUCCUACGCUUCGAAAGGUUGCUGCUGCGCAGUCUUUCGUAGAAGACACAGAAGCUGGCGGUGUAUCCGGCCUUUUUGGCCUUGAUACCUUCUUCUGGGGAGACAAUAGCCAGGCAAGUUCAUCGCUCGCGACAAACAUCAAGAAAGCAGUCUCAAAGCGAAGGAUUGAUUACGACUCACUUUUCGAAAUUUUGGACCUGUGUUCCGAGAUAACAGCAAAAGAUGACCUGGUUGAAUCGACUGAUCUUGACGCAAAUUCGAGAUAUGAGGAUGUAUCAGAUUAUACCAAACGUGCAAAAGAAGUUCGAAAGAUUCUCGCCAACCACGCACUAUGCAGUUGCACAGAUGCAGAAAACCCAGCAAACACCAGACACCGGGCACGGCUGAGACUGAAGCCCGUUUACUCGGCAGAUGAUCACCAUCAGCUGCGGUUCGAUAUGCUAUUUUCUGCCACCCUAAACCCUCUCCAAGGAGGGACAUUGAAUUGGCAGGAGGUUCAAAUUCUAUUGUCUACCAGGAAAGCUAGCAAGGGCAAGACAAUACAUUUCGCAGGAGACCCCGUACCUCAGAGACAGGGAGCUGAAGAACACCAUGGCCAAAUGAGCAUACAAGACUCUAAGAUCGUUGACAGCCUCUGUGAGCUCAUUAUCGGCGACUAUGGGUCUGUGUUGUAUUUCAAGGUAAUUCAAGAGCGGCUAACGGUCUUACUGGAUCCACCAGGGCCGAGCCAUCUGGGGAACUCAUUUGCAGCACAAGUCGGACUGCGUCUUGGAGAUAUCCUGGAAAGGUUCGACAUGAGGUACGGAAUGAGGCCAGUACUUGCGUACACGAUAGCCAAGGCAGUAUGGCUCCACUAUGAUUCGGACUGGAUGAGCGUAGCGACAAGCAGUGACGACAUUUUCUUCAUGGGGGAGGAAGACGACGGAGACACCAACUACUUCUGCAAGCCUUAUCUCUCGACGGAUAUUCAUACAGAAUUUCAGCAGCGAGAGCCGGAAUGUCGACAGGUCAUCGGCAUGAUGCACCGUUAUCCUCGCGUUCUGGCUCUCGGAAUAGUCCUUGUUGAGAUCGCAACAAGGCAGCAUAUCUAUUUCGAGAGCCAUCCGAGUACUUGGACGCCCAAAUACGCGAACGAAGUACUCACAACAUUGCGAAAGUCAUUACAGAACGAGAGUUUUCAAGAAGAUUGCCAUUUCCCUCGUUACAAGCUAGCUGCUGCGAAGUGUCUGGACCCGAUAUUGUUCAAGAACGCGCCCUUCAAUCCAGGGAGACCCGAAGAGAAUCUUGAAGCGAGGCGCACAAUACUACACGAUGAAAUUGUGGAGCCUUUGAGGAAGUUGAUUGAGGGAACAGGCUGGGAUGCCGAGUUUGACGAAAUGGAACGAACGGCAAUGGUUCCGAGGCACCGUGAACGUGAGCCAUUGAAACAUCUACCCGCAAAUAGAGUCCCGAAAGCAGGCAGCGAAAUGAACCCGCUGUCUUCCUUGGAAAGCUACAAGAAAAGCCGUUGGAUUGAACAGGUAUCUCAGCUUAACCACAUGGUAAGAAAAGACAAAAAGCAAGGCACGAAGAGCAGCCGCAUCAAGCUUGCCAUUCUGGACACUGGAUAUGACACCAACGCGCCGACCUUUGACAUUCCGAGCAGGUCAAAGAACAUUACGUGGCACGACUUCGUAUCAAAUUCGAUCCAUCCUGUAGACACUGACGGCCACGGAACGCACCUUCUGACACUACUUUUAAAGCUGGAGGUCCAGGCUGACAUCUUUGUUGCUCGCAUCACUGAGAACAGCCAGUCUCUCAAAACGGCCGAAAUAAACGUCGCCCAAGCAAUCCACAAAGCGGCCCAUGAAUGGGACGUUGACUUCAUUUCACUGUCAUUUGGCUUUCCGCACCACGUUAAGGGUAUACGAGACGCCAUAAAUGACGCAGUUCAUCACAAAGACGGAGCGAUCACAAUUCUAGCGGCUGCCAACAACGACGGCUUUAACAGCUGGGAGAUGUUCCCAGCAAACCUUGGUGACAAAGUCAUAUCGAUUCGUGGCACAAACGAGGAUGGGGCCUUCGACCCUAGAUUUAACCCUCCAAUGAGCUCGAGCGAGUCUGUAUUCGGGACCCUUGGUGUCGACGUGCAUUCAGAUUGGAUUGGUCAUGAGCUAAGCCGUUCAAUGUCCGGCUGCUCCGUCGCAACUCCAAUUGCAUUGUCAAUUGCAGUGAUGGUUCUUAAGUACGCAUCAAACCGGACAGAUCAUUUCAGCCCGCAGGACUUGAGGUUACUUAAAACUCGAAGAGGCAUCUUUGAGUUGUUCAAGGAGAUUAGCAUUCCAGCUGGAAAUGAGCGACAUUACCUGUCUCCCUUCGAGCUUUUUAAGCUGCGUGAGGACGUUCGCCUAGCACGGUUGAAAUCGGCUCUGGGUAGACAUCCAGAAAGAUUGGGAGCUUAG
Molecule: messenger RNA, 2712 nt
Organism: Colletotrichum paranaense
Lineage: Eukaryota; Fungi; Ascomycota; Sordariomycetes; Glomerellales; Glomerellaceae
Exons: 4
Coding region: 1-2712 (903 amino acids)
Biological process (GO): proteolysis
Cellular component (GO): Golgi apparatus
Molecular function (GO): serine-type endopeptidase activity
Source: RefSeq, a predicted model, not a curated record